GUUGUUUUGUGAUUCCAUAGUUGCCGAUUGGACUUGUACCCAUUCUCGGCCAUCUGUCCCGGUUUUUUGUGUGAAAUUGUGCUAUCGAUUCGGAUGUCUAAAUAGGUUGGUUGACGGUUAUGCCGUCCAAAAACUAUUGCAAACCUCCUCGUCAUCUUUAUCAGUCGUUUCGACGGCGGUCGUGUGAUGUACGAAAUCGUGAGCCCUGCUCGGUGCAACCUCACGAUCGGAAGAAAUGUAGCACGGCGCCAGUAUUAGAGCAGUCUGAGCAACGAGCGUCAGCUGGCGGUGGAGGUCUUCAUCUGAUGCAUGUUGACCUGGAUUCUUUGCCCAUGGCACUCAUCAACACGACAGUGGAUCCUGGAAUAAAUCUGAAGAAUUGCCCAUCUGGGAAAGCAUGUGGAAAGUUCUGUCGAAUCUCGAAGGAAGUCCAUAGCCCGAACAAUCCUGUUGAAGAAAUCACAAGAUCGGAUAUAGUGGAAGGUGGCAAGAAACUUGGCUUGGUCGAUGGAGGAGGGGUUCCUGUUAGGGUUGCUUUGUUGCCGCCCAAUAAGAAAGAAGGGGGUCAUUCCCAGAAAGGUGUUGGCUGUGAAACAAAGAAUUAUCGCUAUCGAAAGAACAGGUCUUCCUCGAAUCACCGGAGUACUUCAUGUUCCCCCCCAAAUCAAGUGUGGGAACGGGUUGAUUCAAAUCAACAUCCCCAUCAAAGGUUUGGAUUAUCGUUUCAUCUGCCACCGCUGGCAUGUUCGUAUCUGCUGCCUACUCCCAUGAAUGCCGUGCCCCUCAACACAUUCCCUCCACCAAGCGUGCGGAUGCAGAUGAAGCAACCUGCCGGUUCGCACACACCUCAUCAUAAUGCACUGCCGCCGCCGCACUAUCAGCAAAUUCCGCCUCACCCGAGUUUCUCGCGCCCGUUCACUUUCCAACGUUCGCUGCACUUCAUGCCUUCCCCAGGAUCUUCCGGGACUUGUGAGCCAAUGGGAGUGAUGCCGCACAACAUGAGAGACUUACGGAUGUUUAGUGUUCCUCCACCACUCACGGGAGCAGCGGGAAUCGGCAAUGUUGGUGCAUCAGGUUUGGCGCAGUUCCGCGAGCAGCAGCAGCAGUUGCCAGCAUCGCGUGGAUUUGUCGGCGGCGAUGUUCCCUUGCCCUUUCAGCCACCUGCAAACUUGUUGCAGCAGUACGACAACGCACUGGUGAGUCCGUAUAAUCAUGUGGAGAGCGUGCCAUCAAGAAGCAGUGAAGCAGAGCGGUUCUCGGCUCUCUCCUCCGAAAUCUGGUCAUUGUACGUGAGCUCUCGGGAAUCGCAGCAGCGGACCAAAGAAAAACUGCAAUUGCAGCAGUUUUGGGACAAUGCUUUUUGCGCCCAUUUCCGUGGCCGUUUUCCGCACGGGUGUCGUCUGGUGCUUGUGGGGUCAUCGGUGAACGGGUUUGGAUUGGACACGAGUGACGCGGACAUGUGUCUGAUUGUGUCCGACUCUCCAAUUGACCAGAGGGACUGGGCACCGCUCAUCCUCACAGAAGUCAUGCUGGUGUUGCACAGUAAUCUGGAUCGACCUGUCCGCGGACUGGUGUAUGUGCCUGCCAAGAUCCCGUUGGUCAAGUUCACCGAUGUGCGCACUGGUAUCGAGGUGGACGUCAACUGCAACAACACAGUGGGCCUGCUCAACACUCGACUCUUGCGCGCCUACGCAGACCUGGACUGGCGCGUGCGGCCCCUUGUCGUGCUCGUCAAGCUCUGGGCCCAGCGCAACAGCAUCAACGACGCCCGCUGCAUGACCAUCUCGAGCUACUCGCUGGUGCUCAUGCUCAUUCACUAUCUCCAAUGCGGGGUCUCUCCAGCAGUGUUGCCGUCACUGCAGCGGAAACUUCCGGACCAGUUCCGUGGCUCUGACUGUCAUGUGCACAAACUGGACGUGCACGAGGAGUUGUUGAUGAAGCGAACUGAGAACACGCUGAGUCUGGGUGACUUGUUUGCCGGCUUCCUCGACUACUUUGCCAACCGGUUCCAAUACGACCGUCAUGCCAUCUCUGUCCGGCUCGGCACUCUCUUGUCCGUGGAAGAUAUUCGAGUAGCCUCCCCUGCUGCUGCAGCUGCGACUUUGUCUACCAAUGCAACAGGAGGAGGAGGAGGAUGUGCAGGUGUUACUGCUACUGUUCCUGCUCUUCCUGUACCACUCUCAAGCUCUGUUACACCUGCCCCCGCAUUUGACAAGACGCAGCUCGCACUGUCUUGUCAGUCACAUCAUCAUCAACAACAACAGCCCCCACAGCAGUCGUCGGGAUGCGGAGAUGCGCACGAGUGGAACUUUCUCUGCGUUGAAGAGCCCUUCAUGCUGACCAACACUGCGCGGUCCGUGUAUGACGAGGCGGCAUUUGAACGGAUCCGAUCUGUGUUUCGCAAGAGCUUUGUCACGCUUGUGCGGGACCGGAGUCUGAGCCCGUUGUUGAACGGCUCGCUGGAACCCCAACUGGCUGUGGCUGCGUAUGACGUUCGAGUCCCCAUUCCUGUCUCGCAGUUUGGAUUUUCUGCCACAUUGUCGCGCGUGAAGCCAAUCGGGGUGGGAUCGUCGUCGCCAAGUCUGACCGGGAACGAUGACGCAGAAGAAAAAGAAGAAGAGGAGGAGGUUGGCAACAAGAUGAAGUGCGAGCCUGCUGCAUAUGACAGCUGUCAGCGCGCAAUGGGCACGGCUCGGUGCAUUCCCGCUGCCUGGCACCGGAAGAUACGCCGGCGGAUUUCCGAGCAAGACCACCGCAGAUCUUCCUCUGUCACUCAUUGGAGAUGAUCAAUACGUUUGAUAAUUUGUUCGUUUUCGAGUACAUGGUGAAUGAAUGAAUGGAUGGUUAUGUGUCUGCGUGUUUUUCGUUUGGUUUUUUUUUUUUUUUUUUGGUGCCUUGAUGCGGAGACAGUUUUGAUGGCGGUAGUAGAAGGAGUAGGUGUCAAAACGACCACCAUUUGUCCGCAAGCAGCCCUUAUCGAAGAGGAGAUCGGGCGUUGAAAAAGUGUGUGUGUCAGAGUGGAGAUUUGGAAAGUGGUCUAGUCGCGUUAGACUUUUGGAGAUGAGUUGCGAGGAUAGAGCCAAGCAAUUCAACAGAAGCUGUGAUGAAGAGUGCCUUCGAACUGAGUGCCUUUGCCUGUCUUGAUGAUCAUGAUGAUGAUACUGUGUUCCCACGUUUGUCGUGCGUAUUUUAUAUGGGGAUUUUUUUUCCCUUUCGUCUGGUUACGAGUGCUGCUGUAUGCACUGUGUGAUUGAUUGAUUGGUUGAAUGAUGCUUGAAGCAGUGCCUUGCUUGCUCCAACCCCCUCUCUCUCUCUUUCUCAUGUGAUCAGCCAGUGCUUUCUAUAGUUGCGUGUGUGUGCGUGGAGAAUAAAGGGAAGGAAAUGAACAGUG
This is a messenger RNA of Notodromas monacha, 3391 nucleotides long. The record is from the annotation of a GenBank genome assembly. Lineage: Eukaryota; Metazoa; Arthropoda; Ostracoda; Podocopida; Cyprididae.